AUGUCGACCAAGAAUAACAAAUACAGUUUUGAGCUUUGCAAACGCAGAGGGAUUAAGGAUGGGCCGCAUUCAAUCAUUACUGACUUCAAGCUGUUAAAGGCCAUGGCAGUAAAGAAGAACAUUGCAGCACGAAGUAAAGAAAAAAGCCAAAAAACUCGAGGGGCUCCUUCAAAACGUCUAAGUGAAGAGGAUAUUCAGCAACACGCCGUACCUCAUCAACUAUAUACCUACGACCAGUUACUGCAGAACUAUAGAAACUUCUUUCUGACUGAACCAUUGAUGAGGUGCUUAGAUGACGACAAAAACAUUGACGAAAGACUAGGAAACGAACUUCUUGUGAGACUACGGGAGGAAGUACUAAGAAGACCACCAAGUAAACGUCCCCGACCUGGCAUACAAAUGAUUUUUGAUAAUCAUCGCCAAGAACUCCAAAUCAGAGCAUUUUGGGAUAACGUUAGGCUGCAGCUUCAAACUGAUGAAGAGGACGAUGAUAGUAAUGAGAGCAAAUCAAAGGCUCUCUCUGAAGAUCCCACCAACAAAGAAUUAGUGGAUCAUGUGAAAUUAAAAGCCCGAGGGCUUCGUUCUUUGAAAUUAGUAACGAAGAUAUAUGGACGUCGUGAUGAUGCGAGAUUUAGUACAUGGCAAGGAGCAACGGGAACAGAAGGCGAGCUUCUCAACUUGCACAAUCAUUUUCACCAAGGCCAAUACCAGGAAGCCAUUGAUUUCGAUACCAGUGCCCUUUCUCCAGAGAAUGCACUCCCGGCGCGAGUUAUAUCACUAAGAGCUCAAAUUGCACUCGGACAAGCUGAGGAUGUGCUCGCAGACGUACAAGGAGAAGAUGCUGUUGAAUUAAAGGCUGUCGGAGCUCUAGCCGUGUUUGUGAGCGAAGAUGAAGACAGGGGCGUUCAGAUGAUCUCGAAAUUGGCUGAGGACUCGAGCGACAAUGCGACAGUGCAGGUAUUGGGCGGAACAGUUCUACAAGCUGCAGGAAAGAGCGAGGAGGCUUUGCAGUUGUUGGGGUUGCACCAGGGUAACCUUGAGGCUGUGGCUCUCAUUGUUCAAAUUCAUCUGGAACAAAACCGUACCGAUUUAGCUAUCAAGGAAGUUCAACAAGCUAGGAGAUGGGCUCAGGAUAGUCUGUUGGUUAAUUUGGCAGAGUCCUGGGUGGGACUUAGAGUUGGCGGAGAGAAAUACCAGCAAGCAUUCUAUGUCUUUGAAGAACUCGCACAAGCUGCAUCAACAUCCUCAACACAAAGUCUUGUCGCACAAGCAAUCGCGGAAAUACAUCUAGGAAGAUUGGAGGAAGCAGAAGCAGCAUUAGAACAAGCUUCCAGCAAGGACCCCGAGAAUGCUGAAGUCCUUGCAAACAAAGUCGUUUUGAACACAAUCUCAGGAAAGGAUUCCAGUGAUUUGUUAAGUUCAUUAGGAAGUACAUCACCAGAACAUGCAUUCUUGAAAGAUUUGGAGGAGAAGAGCUCCUUAUUCGACAAGGCUGCCACGAAAUAUUCUCCAAAGGUCGCCGCUGCAUGA
Botrytis fragariae is the source of this 1530-nucleotide messenger RNA. Its product is annotated as putative coatomer subunit epsilon protein. Bases 1 to 1530 code for a protein of 509 amino acids. The record is from RefSeq and is a predicted model, not a curated record. Gene Ontology annotation, molecular function: structural molecule activity; protein binding. Gene Ontology annotation, biological process: intra-Golgi vesicle-mediated transport; endoplasmic reticulum to Golgi vesicle-mediated transport; retrograde vesicle-mediated transport, Golgi to endoplasmic reticulum. The transcript has 6 exons. Gene Ontology annotation, cellular component: COPI vesicle coat. Lineage: Eukaryota; Fungi; Ascomycota; Leotiomycetes; Helotiales; Sclerotiniaceae.